Messenger RNA from Danio rerio (zebrafish), 4032 nucleotides. Lineage: Eukaryota; Metazoa; Chordata; Actinopteri; Cypriniformes; Danionidae. The record is from RefSeq and is a predicted model, not a curated record.
GCGUGUGCACAGCAAGAGAGUGACAGAGAAGCAGAGCCACGGCAAAGAGCGCUCUGUAAACAGCCUGUCAGAAAAGAAAGUGCAGGGACAUUUUCAUCCUCUACAGUCAGCGCUGUGUACAGCACUGAAGAAUCAUCACGAGAGGCAGAGCGAGGGAGAGCUUUAAUUAAUUCAUGCAGAAGGGGAGGGAUGUUUCUGCCGCUGACUGAGCUGCUUCCAGCUCUGCCUGAGCUCUGCUCCCUAUAGCGUUUUGUUUGUGAGCCUGUCCGUCCUCCGACAGCACUCAGAUCAGCAUUUGACGGACACCGUCACCUGAACAAGCAGAGAUCACGCUGGUUGACAGGUCAUCAUUUGCUCCAACCGGUGGCACGACGCACCUCUCCUUCACACCGUCCUGCUCCUCACGUCGCUCCGUCCUUUCACAACUUCACGUCGGGGAAGCCAAUUCGCCAUCUGCUCACAAUAGAAGGAGAUGUGACCAUGCCAGAUCAUAGUGUCUCAUUCUCAUCCCUGACCUGAGGACGAUCGGCCUGUUUUCUCCUGCCCUGAUCGGCGAGAUGGGAGACUGGGUGUGUUUGAGCCCAGCUGAAUUCUCCCAACUACAGCAGUACAGUGAGUAUUCCUCCAAGAAGCUUAAAGAUGUCCUGGAAGAAUUUCACGGAAAUGGUGUCCUCUCCAAGUACAACCCUGAGCAGAAGCAAGAUGUGCUCAACCAACCCAUCGAUUAUGAGGGCUUUCAGCUCUUCAUGACCACCUACCUGGAGAAUGACAUCCCCGAGGAACUGUGCAAACACCUCUUCACCUCCUUCAAGAGCAAGAAUGGUGGAGAAGGCUCCCCUGACACCUCUCGAGCUGGAGCAGGAAUUCUGGGUAUGAAUGGGAAGAGUAUUCUAAGCGCGAUGAGCCGUCAUACAGCUGACAGCUCAGCAGGCAUCACUCCAGGCUCAGGGGCCACCACAUCACCGUGUUCAUCCCGCUCCUCCUCACAGCGCUCAGGCACAGGGGGCCACACACCCAGAGGCCCCCACCGCUCACCCGGCACACAGCCUAAACCCCCAACAGGCAGUAGUAGUAGCAGCAAUGCUCUGGCUCUCUCCAAGACCUCCAACUCCCCGCGCCUCUCCCCAGAGCGUAAUCAAUCUGAGAAUCGUACAUCCCUCCGGAGGAGUCCGUCUCCACAAAAAGGCUCUCCAUCGCCCCAAGUGGUCUUCCUUAAAGACAUUGUAUGCUACUUGUCCCUGCUGGAGCGAGGGACGCCAGAGGACAAGCUUGAGUUCAUGUUCAGGCUGUACGACACAGAUGGCAACGGUCUGCUGGACAGUUCGGAGCUGGACCGCAUAAUAAACCAGAUGGUCCAUGUAGCAGAAUACCUGGAAUGGGACUCUACAGAACUGCGACCAAUUCUGAAGGAGAUGAUGGAGGAGAUUGACUAUGACCGAGAUGGGACGGUCACACUAGAAGAGUGGAUUCGAGGAGGAAUGACCACCAUACCACUCCUGGUACUGCUGGGAAUGGAGACGAAUGUACAGGAAGAUGGGCAGCAUAUAUGGAAACUGAAGCAUUUCAACAAGCCAGCCUACUGUAAUUACUGCCACACCAUGUUGUUAGGAGUACGAAAGCAGGGUCUUUGCUGCGCACUAUGCAAGUACACAGUCCACGAGCGCUGUGUGUCCAAAGACAUUGCUCCUUGCAUUAGCACCUACGCCAAGUCCCGCAGACACACCAAUGCUAUGCAGCAUGUUUGGAUGGAGGGCAACUCCUCAGCAAAAUGUGACAAAUGUCACCGCAGUAUCAAGUGCUAUCAAGGUCUGACAGGCCUUCACUGUGUUUGGUGUCAAAUCACUCUCCAUAACAAGUGUGCAUCCAAUAUGAAGCCUGAGUGUGAUGGUGGUCCAUUAAGAGAUCACACACUCCUGCCGUCGUACAUCUGCCCUGUUGUGUUGGACCGUCAUUCUGCUGUCAAAAGAGGUGAAGGUGAAUCAUCGCCAAGUACCAGUCCUGAGGACACCGGCCAGUGUUUCAAGUUCACCGGUGAUGGACAGGCGCUGCAAAUCACCCCUCUGCCCGGAACCCAUCCCCUACUUGUGCUGGUUAAUCCUAAAAGUGGUGGUCGGCAGGGUGAGAGGGUGCUGCGGAAAUUCCAGUACCUUCUUAACCCUAGACAGGUGUACAGUCUGGAGCGAGGAGGACCUAUGGCUGGGCUCAACUUUUUUCGAGAUGUGCCUGAUUUCCGUGUGCUGGCCUGUGGAGGCGAUGGAUCAGUGGGGUGGAUUUUGGACUGUAUUGAUAAGGCCAGUUUUGCUCGUCAUCCACCGGUUGCGAUCCUGCCACUGGGGACGGGGAAUGAUCUGGCCCGCUGUCUGCGCUGGGGUGGAGGUUAUGAAGGAGGAAGUCUGGUCAAGUUCCUCAGGGAUAUCGAGCACAGCACUGAGGUUCUUCUUGACCGCUGGAACAUUGACAUUGUCCCUGAUGAUAAGGAAGAGAAGGGUGACCCUGUGCCCUACAGCAUAGUCAACAACUAUUUCUCCAUCGGAGUGGAUGCAUCCAUAGCCCAUCGCUUCCAUCUGAUGAGAGAAAAACAUCCUGAGAAGUUCAACAGCAGGAUGAAAAACAAGUUGUGGUACUUUGAGUUCGGCACCACAGAGACCAUUUCAGCCACUUGUAAAAAGCUGAACGAAACUAUUGAAGUGGAGUGUGAUGGCAUCAUCUUGGACCUCAGCAGCACAUCUCUGGAGGGCAUCGCUGUGCUCAACAUUCCCAGCAUGCACGGGGGCUCUAACCUGUGGGGCGAGACCAAGAAAAGGCGCAAUUACAAUCGCAUGAGUAAGAAGGUGCCAGAGAGAAUGACUGGCAGCACUGUCACCGAUGCCAAGGAGCUCAAGUUUUGUGUGCAAGAUCUAAGCGAUCAGCUUCUGGAGGUGGUGGGUUUGGAAGGAGCCAUCGAAAUGGGUCAGAUCUAUACAGGACUGAAGAGUGCUGGACGGCGCCUUGCACAGUGUUCCAAUGUCACCAUCAGGACGUCCCGACUGCUGCCCAUGCAGAUUGAUGGAGAGCCGUGGAUGCAGCCGCCAUGCACGAUACGGAUCACGCAUAAGAACCAGGUGCCAAUGCUGUUGGGUCCGCCACAGAAAACGCCGUUCUUCUUCUUUAAGAAGCGCAACAGAAGUCGGGACUAGAUGUGGGACUCCAAAGGUCACUCUUCUACAGUCAUACAAUCACACUCAAGCGUCUCCACCUUUCUCAGCCUCUUCUUCAUCUUUGGUUGGUGAGACCCAAAGAGAAGAGACCAUUCAAACCCUUUUUGUGAGACAAAUCAAUACAAACACAACACUGUAAUGGGCCUCUAAUGGAUUCCAUCUCCCAACACGGACCCUGUCUGAGUGUCAUGACCACUUCCUGUGUCUUAUCAUCCAGAUCGUCUUAUCACAGGCCUGUGACCUGUAAGCUAUGACUCAAUUCCAACCAAAUUCCCCCAGACCAGUAGGCCACUGCCUUGGGAUCACACUGUGUGCCCUCUCUCUACUCUUGAGACGGCCCAUCAGAAGAUACUGCCAAAUCCAAGAGAAAAAGAGAGGGAAGAUUAGAAGAGCAAGGGAAAUGGAGAACAAAUGUGUUCAAAUCAAAAAGAGAAAGAGAGCGAAAAGCACCCUGACACGAUAAUGUUCUUUACCUGAGGGUCGGUGGUGCACAUAUGGACGUCACUGGGCCCUGGCUUAGCCUAGCAGGACCAGGGAACAAACUUUCCUUCUGGAGGAGCUUACUGAAUUAUACAUCAGUGCAUGCAAAGCACUCAUUCCAGUGCCUCUCCUAGGCCCUACAACAUGCCACCGCUAAAGAGAUGAAACAGCAAACUCAUCCAUUAUGAAGAUGUUUUUGGGGGUCUGCUGAUAGGGAUAGGCAUAGAUUAGACUGGCCUGAAAGAGAUUUCAGCUUCUGUCGUUUGCUCGGGGCAUUUUUUGCUGUUCAUUUUUCAGGCCACAAAACUGACCGUGCCGGAUUGGUUACAAUAAAUUAGAUGUUCAUUUAACCCCA